Messenger RNA from Salvia splendens (bonfire salvia), 3291 nucleotides. Its product is annotated as receptor protein kinase CLAVATA1. The record is from RefSeq and is a predicted model, not a curated record. Gene Ontology annotation, biological process: protein phosphorylation. The transcript has 3 exons. Gene Ontology annotation, molecular function: protein kinase activity; ATP binding; receptor serine/threonine kinase binding. Lineage: Eukaryota; Viridiplantae; Streptophyta; Magnoliopsida; Lamiales; Lamiaceae. Bases 140 to 3058 code for a protein of 972 amino acids.
ACCAAAAUGCCACAAUUCCAUUUCCACCAUCAUUCAUUAUAAGAAAUCUAUAAACAAAAACAGAGUAUAAAUUAUUACUCCCAAUUGCAAUUUCAUUUCCUAUCCAUCCUAAAAUCUCUACCACGCUGGAACCUGAAAAAUGUUUCUGGUUUUCCUAAUCUUCAUCAAUUUCUCAUCGAUUUUCAUCCAUGCACAACAAUCAGACCUCCACACGCUCUUGAAGCUCAAAUCAUCCCUCCUCGGCCCCUCCGCCGCCGCCUCCGCCCUCCAUGACUGGGCUGCGCCGCCGUCUCCUUCCCCUUCCGCUCACUGCACCUUCUCCGGCGUCACGUGCGAGGGCUCCCGCGUGACCUCGCUCAACGUCACCGGCGUCCCGCUCCUAGGCACUCUGCCGCCGGAGAUAGGGCUGCUGGACGGCCUCGUCAACCUCACCCUCGCCGCUGUCAACCUCUCCGGUCCGCUGCCGCCUGAGAUGUCGAAUCUCUCCUCGUUAAAGUACGUCAACCUCAGCUGGAACUGGUUCAAUGGCACGUUCCCGGCGGAGAUGGUGCUAAGCUUCGCGGGCCUCGAGGUUUUCGACGUCUACAACAACAAUUUCACGGGGAAUCUGCCGCCGGAGUUCGUGAAUUUGGAGAAUUUGAGAGUUCUCAAGCUUGGUGGGAACUACUUCUCUGGCGAUAUACCGGAGAUAUACUCCGAUUUCGUGAGCCUCACGCAUUUGGCGUUGCAGGGGAACAGUUUGAGCGGGAGAAUUCCGCCUGGAUUGGCUAAAAUCCCCAAUCUCGAAGAGCUGUAUCUAGGUUAUUUCAACACGUACGAGGGCGGAAUUCCGCCGGAGUUCGGCUCAACAUCUACUCUCAAGCUGCUCGACCUAGGCUCCUGCAAUCUCACCGGUGUGAUUCCGGCGAGUCUCGGGAAUCUCAAGCAUUUGCACUCUCUGUUCCUUCAGAUGAACAAUCUCACCGGUCAAAUUCCGGCGGAGCUGUCGGCGAUGACGAGCCUGAUGUCGCUGGACCUUUCUAUCAACAAUCUCUCCGGCAGAAUCCCCGAGAGCUUCGCAGAGCUGACAAACUUGACGUUGAUCAGCUUGUUUCAGAACAGAUUCGAGGGGCCUCUCCCCGGCUUCAUCGGCGAUCUCCCCAAUCUCGAGGUUUUACAGAUUUGGAACAACAAUUUCACGCUCGGAUUGCCGGAGAAUCUCGGCCGGAACGGCAGGCUCAAGCUGCUCGACGUCACGAAGAAUCAUCUCACGGGGCCGAUUCCCAAAGACUUGUGCAAAGGCGGACGGUUGGAGAUGAUGAUAUUAAUGGAGAACUAUUUCUACGGUGCUCUGCCUCCGGAGUUAGGGCAAUGCAAAUCGCUAUGGAAGAUACGCAUACGGAAGAACUACCUCAACGGUACAAUUCCGGGGGGCUUUUUCCGGCUUCCUUUGCUCAUAAUGCUCGAGCUGAACGACAAUUACUUCACCGGCGAGCUUCCGGAGGAGAUUCUCGCCGAUAAAUUGGGUAGCCUCACGCUCUCCAACAACUGGAUCUCCGGGAAAAUUCCUCCGGCAAUCGGUAAAUUGACGAAUCUCGUGACCUUAUCUCUCGAUAUGAACAAACUCUCCGGUGAAAUCCCGGUGGAAAUUUUCAAACUUAAAAAACUCGCGAAGCUGAACUUGAGUUCCAACGCCUUAACCGGCGAGAUCUCCCCGUCCGUCGCGGAAUGCUCCGAUCUAACAUUCAUUGAUCUCAGCCUCAACGAUCUGCGAGGCGAAAUUCCGGAGACUGUUUCCUGGCUCCAGAAUCUGAAUCUCCUCAAUUUAUCUAGAAAUCGGCUGCAGGGUCCCAUACCGGGUGAAAUCGGACUGGUGAAACACUUAACCGUUCUAGACCUUUCCUUCAACGACUUCUCCGGCCAACGCCCGACCACCGGACUCUUGGGCGACCUUGACGACCGUUUCUUCGCCGGCAAUCCGAAUCUAUGCCCGCCUCGCAGCUCCCACUGCGCGUCGUCUUCGACCACAACGCAAGCAUCCUCCCACAAGGAGCAUUCAUCGAGCACGGUCAUCGUGAUCGUAGUGCUGGUGACUGCUCUGUUCACGGCGUUGGCUGCCCUGUUCAUGCUGAGGCGGCGUCGUCUGGAGAAGCCGAGGCUCACCGCGUUCCAGAGGCUGGAGCUGAGAGCCGAAGACGUGCUGGAGUGCCUGAAAGAGGAGAACAUCAUUGGCAGAGGCGGAGCUGGAGUCGUCUACAGAGGAUCGAUGCCUAAUGGGAUCGACGUGGCCAUUAAACGCCUGAGCGGUCGCGCUAACAGCUGUAACGAUCACGGAUUCAAGGCGGAGAUAGAGACGCUGGGAGGGAUCAGGCACAGGAACAUCGUCCGUCUCCUGGGAUACGUGUCGAACAAGGAUAGUAACUUAUUGUUGUACGAGUACAUGUCGCACGGGAGCCUGGGGGAGUUACUUCACGGCUCAAAAGGGGCUCAUCUGCAGUGGGAGUCGAGGUACCGGAUUGCGGUGGAGGCAGCCAAGGGGCUGUGUUACCUGCACCAUGAUUGCUCACCUUCAAUCAUUCAUAGGGAUGUCAAGUCGAACAACAUUUUGCUCGAUUCUGAUUACGAGGCUCAUGUUGCUGAUUUUGGUUUGGCUAAGUUCUUACAUGAUCCUGGUGCAUCUGAGUGCAUGUCCUCCGUUGCUGGCUCCUAUGGCUACAUUGCCCCUGAGUAUGCCUACACAUUGAAAGUGGACCAGAAGAGCGACGUGUACAGCUUUGGGGUGGUGUUGUUGGAGCUGAUAACAGGGCGGAGGCCGGUGGGGGAGUUUGGAGAAGGUGUGGACAUUGUGCGAUGGGUGUUUAAAACGAGAGCGGAGCUGUCACAGCCGUCUGAUGCAGCGGUGGUUCUGGCGGUGGUGGAUACGAGGCUCACUGGGUACCCUCUGAUUGGGGUGGUCAACUUGUUCAAGAUCGCGAUGAUGUGUGUUGAGGACGAGAGCUCCGAUCGACCUACGAUGCGCCAAGUCGUGCAAAUGCUCACCAAUCCACCGCAGGCUGCCCCUAAACUUAUAACUCUCUGAUCCCUCCGGCCUUGUAUUGUUCAGGAAAUAAACUUGGUUGCAGCUUAUAGCUAUAAUGCUAUCUGGUAGUAUGUGUUAAUAAGAUUUCAUUUCUGCUGGACUGGUUUCAUGAAUUGUGAGAGUGUGUAAGAUAUUUUGUAUAGUUUUAACUAUGUCAGUGUACUAGUAGGUAGAUUUAAUUUACUUGUUGAAUUGAAGCUCCAUCAAAAAUUCGCUUUUCCUUUUUGUUCUUA